Molecule: messenger RNA, 1656 nt
Organism: Venturia canescens
Lineage: Eukaryota; Metazoa; Arthropoda; Insecta; Hymenoptera; Ichneumonidae
Gene: stas
Product: Transmembrane protein stas
Exons: 4
Coding region: 44-1042 (332 amino acids)
Cellular component (GO): endoplasmic reticulum membrane
Source: RefSeq, a predicted model, not a curated record
CUUUCAUUACUGCAUUCGAACGUUCAGUGUGCGUUUGAUAAUUAUGAGUUUCUCUUUUGUGACGCAAGGGUCACAUGUCCCGAAGGUCUUAAGCGACAGUUAUCACCGUCACCGCGGUAGUGGCGCCUUCGUUGUAGUUGGAGCGAUUCGAACCGUAGACAGGGGCAAUUUUACUAUUUCCAUUGACGGAGACGUGGUUAAUCGAAAAAAUAGUAUUUCAGAAAACACUUCGUCGAAUUGUGUUAGUGAAAUGAGCGGAAAAGUGAAAAAAAAUGUUCAUUUAGGCAAUCUUCAUUCGGGGAGUGGAACAUCGACCAGGAAAGCAUUUAUGCUCGUAGGUCUGAUAUUCCUGACCUCAUUAACUGCGCUCCUGUGGGUUUAUACCCAUUUUCCGGAAUUGUCGGAGCAUGAAAAGGAGCACAUGAAAUUACCCUUCAACAUAGAAGAUGCCAAAAAUUUAGGUAAACUGUUAGAACAAUACAAGGAUCGUUACUACAUAGAAGUGCUCGCCGGACUCUUCCUCACAUAUGUAUUUUUACAAACGUUCGCGAUACCGGGAUCAAUAUUCUUGUCGAUUUUGUCCGGAUUUCUGUUCCCAUUUCCUCUAGCACUAUUCCUUGUGUGCAGUUGUAGUGCUAUCGGUGCAAGUUUGUGUUAUCUCGUUUCAUCAUUGUUAGGAAGAAAAUUAUUGUUUAAAUACUUUCCUGAUAAAGCAAACGAGUGGGCACUCAAAGUAAUCAAACACAAAGACCAUUUAUUGAAUUAUAUGUUGUUCCUGAGGAUGACACCACUAUUGCCAAACUGGUUCAUCAAUUUAGCGAGCCCGGUUAUCGGUGUUCCUUUAAUGCCAUUUAUUGUCGGCACCUUUUUUGGUGUUGCUCCACCUUCGUUCGUCGCUAUACAAGCCGGACAAACUUUAAACAAAUUAACCUCUUCCAGUGAUGCUUUCUCAUGGAACAGUAUUAUUAUCCUUUGUAUUUUUGCCCUCGUCUCCAUUUUGCCUGUAAUCUUCAAACAAAAGUAUAGCAAAAAGUUUGAUUAAGCCAUUUUUUUUAUUCUCUAGCCAAAGAAUUUCUUUUUUUCAAAAUAAAGUCUUAUUAAUUCUUUAGACAUAAUUACUUUUAUUCGAAUAAUAAAAGAUUUAUUUAUUCACGAAUGAACUUUUCGAUCUCGGACUAUUUCCGGCCUAAAUUCCUUGACCAAUAUCCAAAUGUUUGACCGGGACUCGUCCAGAACGAUAAAUCAAUCUAGCUAAAUUUUUUGAGCUCUCACUCUUAUGCUUACGAUACAAAAGGUCCACAAUAGGUUAUUGAAGUUUUUAGUUUGUGAUUAUCUCAUUUAUAAUUACACUCUUCACAAAGUUCACUAAGAUUUCGUAACUCUUGAAUGAGUUAUGCGAAAAUUCCAAUUUAUUCUCUGAAUCGUUGAUAUUCAAUGAAUAUCACAAUUCUCAGUUUUUUUAGUCUCUGCGUCGUGGUACAAAUUUGCUGUUAUUCUUAACAUAAUUUUUCUGUAUAAGGUCGUAUUUAUUAUUAGAAAAAACAUGUAAAUAUAAGCAAUGCGGGUGUUGCGUAAUUUAUUAUUGAUUGUAAAAUAUUGUUGAACAAACGCAUGCCGAAACUGUCUUCGGCAAUAAAUCAUCAUUAUUACAUUCAA